This is a messenger RNA of Styela clava, 2464 nucleotides long. NCBI's taxonomy places the organism in Eukaryota, Metazoa, Chordata, Ascidiacea, Stolidobranchia, Styelidae. The record is from RefSeq and is a predicted model, not a curated record.
UUUAGAUUAAAUAGCACAGCCUGAUAAAGCUGAUACUCAAAACAUAUCUUCUAAUAUUUUAAUCCCAUAAUUGGUGAAAUGGCUAAAUCUGGUAAAAUACGAGAAAUCGAUUCUGCCGAUUCCUCAGAUGAAUCUACAGAAUUUUCAGAUGCAAACGAUCAAAUUUCAGUUCGAAAUGCAUUACAAGUAUCGAGGCCUUCGAUGCCUGGGACGGUACAAGAAUUUGGUAAAAAUAUUUUCCAAAGUCUCGUAAAACAUUCAGAAAAACAUGGAACUGUGGUAGCUCCAACAUUCGUUUUCAAUCAAAAUAUUAAGGAAGGGGACAAUAUAGAAACCAGUAUUGCUGGAAGUUCUGGUUUUACGCUUGAUCGAAGCAGCAAUACAUAUGAAAAAACCUCAACAACCAAGCAAAAGGCAGCAAAGUCUAAUGAUGCAGUAGAAAAUGAAACAAAAGGAGAAAUACCAUUCCAUUUUGAAGAUUCAAUUCGCGUCGAUCAUAACCUGUUGCUGCUUUAUAAUGAAAGACUAGCAAAGUAUGGUGAAGUUUACAGAGGCUUGCAGACUCAUAAAGGUUCUCGAGGAUUCGAUCCAAUCGCCAUAAAAUCUAUCAAACUCAGCGAUGAAAAUAGGAAAGAAGUGGAAAUCAUCCGAAAGCUUCGUUCCCACCCAAAUGUGAUAACUGUCCUCCAAUCUGGGACUUAUUUCUUUGGUCCAAUAGAACAUUUAUUCAUCGCAAUGGAAUACUUUAAAUCUAAAACCUUGACAGACUUUGUCAAAGACGAUCCAAAGCCUAAGACUGACGAAGUCAAACAUAAACAAAUAGAACAAUUUGUUGAAGCUGUCGAUCAUAUCCACAUUAACGAAGUUCUACAUCGCGAUCUUAAACCAGAUAAUAUCUUGGUAUCGGACAAUGGGAGAAUUCUCAAAAUAAUUGACUUUGGUUUGGGAAAACAGUUAAGAAAAGGACAUUUUGUAACCAAAAUGAGCACUUUACGUGUUGGCACUGAUGGUUGGAGGGCCCCGGAAAUAUACCUUUCUGAUAUUUGUUCUAAACAAUCGGACAUAUUUUCUUCCGCACUCGUAAUCCAUUUCAUUUCGACCGAUGGUUCCCACCCAUUCGGUAAUGACCCUGAUAGUUGGAAUCUCAAUAUCAAACGAUAUCAAGGAUGGGACCUGAGCAAACUAGAAGGGGAUCUGGAGGAUUUGGUUGGUUGGAUGCUCAGAUUCCGACCACAGAAUCGUCCAAAUACCGAACAAAUUCGAAAACAUAAAUACUUUCAUGGUCAACUUGUUUGCCCUCAUCCCAAACUGAGUUCUGUAGUACGAAGCGCUCCAGAGAAGGAAGUUGUAAAAGUCAAAGAAGAGUUUGAAGAAAGAAUGAAGCAGAUGGAAUUAAAAAAUGAACAAGAAAAGACGAGAAUGUUAAAAGAGAUGGAAAAUCUUAUAAAGAAAACGAAGGAAGAAGAAAUUGUUAAAGUCAGGAGAGAGUCAGAAAGAAUGCGAAAAGAGCAUGAAGAGGAAAUGAGGCGGGUGCAAAAAGAAAAGAGGAAAAUGGAAAUUGAGAACGAAAAGCUUAGAGCUGAAAAGAAAGAUUUUGCUCAGUCUUCCAAUAUCUCUGCAACAAACCAGCUUGCUGUUUCGACUAGUGCAAACAAGUCCAUUUUUCACAAGACUGCGAAAGGCAGGUGUCAAGCAUACCUUUGAGGAUCAUAUCUAAAACACAAAAGAGUGAAAAUACAACUAGACACAGUAAAUGUAAAUCUGAAUAUGAAUUUGUGUAUUAUCAUACCUUGGCUAUUAAACUUCUAUAUCACAGGCAUUUCCUGUGACUUUAUGAAUACCAAACAGUAUUUCUGCUAUACGUUUUGAUUUUAUCAAUCCAAGUGCAGAAUCUCAGUCUUCAAGUUAAAAAUCAAAGCUUUAAAUCGGGUUGGGCAAUUACUUUCCUGGGCCGGAGUGGGCCAGUUCUAGAUAAUAGACUUGCUUACUGGGCCGGAGGCUCAAUAUAAAACUAUAAAUAAAAACAGUUUAUUGCUGUUCGAUAAUAAAAAAGUGAAUCCGCAACCACAAUUUAUGGAUUGAAAAGUGACAAUGUAAAAUAUUAAAAAAUAAAACAGAAACACCAUAGGUUUUGUUUUAGGAAGAGGGAAACACCAUAGGUUUUGUUUUAGGAGGCACGCAACAGAUUAAAAAUGCUGUUAAGACUGUGAUAAAAGGAAAAUUGACGGCACACAUUAUGUUGGGUUGCCUUUGAAAAUCAGGAAAUAUGAAUUUCCCAGAAACAUGAAGACCCUGGAAUUUUCCCAACGAUGAUAUUUUAAAAAUAAUCAUAAGUGACAAAUUCCAAGAUCGCAAAGAUCUGAAUCCAAUUUAUUUAUAAACCGGUCAAUAGUUUAUCGCGUAUUUCAUGUCCGUAGAUUACCGUAGUAUUUUAGAGUAGUAGUGCUUUUAUUUUACCUUAGUC